UCUGGGGAUACCAUUCUUUGUUGGAUUUCGGGAUGUUUGGGUCUGGGCAGUUUGUGCUGGAACCAUUGAUCGUCAACUACUCCGUACUCUCCACUCCGUAACUAGUUUACCCGCAACUCAGCUAAGUUAGUUAACUUACGCUCUGCAACAAGUUGCCGGCCAGAUAUGAACCUUUCACCGUCCUCGUUCCUUACCUCCUUACCUCCUGCCCUCGGUUGAACAGACAGUUGCGACAAAAACCUCGGAAAAUAUCCAAGAUGAGAGUUAUUGAGCAGAGGGUCAUUUAGAUCCCGACAUUUGCCUGCGUCUGAUGAAUUCCAAACGUUGCCUGCUGCCCUUGCGCUCCGAAAUUUCUGCCGCUAACUCCCUCUUUCAUUCAAAAGGACAGAGGUUUCGGACUUUGAAUCGCGCUGCUUCACGGCUUGCCAAUGAUCUUAUCCUGAAGCCUCCGUCGUGGGGCAAAGAACCCAAUCUCAAUUAGCACCGAGUGAAAUCGGCAAUUAUUCCGCCUCCGUUUUUGACUGGAAGCUCGAGAUGAAGGGCGUACCCACUACAGCCUCCAGACCCCCCCGCCCUGUGUAUUUCAUGCAAAUGAUACAUUGCAGUACUUCGCCCAGGGCAUCAUCUUUUGUACCGGCUACGUGAGGUGGAACAACAGGGCAUAAUUCCACGUUGGACCAAGCUGUGAUACAAGGAUAGCGACCGAAAGGAGUCUUUGUCAACAACCUCUCCUUGUAACAUCAGCAAUAAUCAGUAUCUUGCGGGGCGAGAUUAACUACCAAUUUCCCCUGCAUUACUAGGCAAAACUGAGCCAGCUCCUUGGCUUUGUUGAUGAAGAAAUGAACUAGUUAACUACUGCUCGCCUGAACCUAAAUUUAGUGAAGGGACAUACUUGUCAAACCCAGGCCGGGCUGCGUCAUUCCACAUCCUGAAUGCGUUAUCGCCCGUAAUCUCUUUUGGCUACUACCUCGACCUUUCGGCCCAAAGGUUCCGGGCUAGCUGGAUAAUAUUACGAUCGCUUAUCACACAGGAAUAAUUAACAGGAACAGCAGUUAAAUUAAGCGUGGUGGGCGGGCAGAAGGCUUAAAACUGAAACUGAGCGGCGGGAGUGGGUACGACGAGUUUAGUUUGCUAUUUGUCGAUCACGUCUUUGUUUGAUGCCUCGCUCCAGCUCUGUCUAGCUUGGAUUCUUGACGCGACGUGCCCGCUGUAAUUUCUUUCAUUCAGGAGCUGGCGGAGACUAAUUAGCUGUUACAGUCUCGAGGAAUUAAGAUGAUCAGGGAGCAUGGAAUAGAGCCACUCGCGGGCUUGGCUUCACUACCCGGUCGACAAGGAUAGGAUCAUCGGUGCUUGUCUAUUGCUCAGGCAAGACUGAAGAAGCGCGUUGUCGAUAACGAGAACAAUGUGAGGGAUGGUCCCGAACAGUGAAACAGAACCCGGCGGCACAUGUGAGGUUUCUCACCUCUUCAAUCCCGGUCGACAAUCGUCGUGGCAGUCGCGCAGUACGAAAUGAAGCAGGUUUGCUUUCGCAUUGCUCUGCGAUGAGCUUUCUCUCCAUUCUGUUGUCCACCAACUUGUGACUUACAGGAUCGCCUCCCUCUAUAUUUUUGCAAAGGUGUAUACAGUACGAUCCUCUCCGGGCGCCGUUCAGGUACCCCAAGUUUUCGCAGUAUGUUCCCUUGCGCAAUUGGUCGGUGACAGGGAGGAGCCGCAUCAUUCACCAACGCCGCUUUCUCCGCAAUUCCUGUUAAACUUUCUUUUUGUUCCUGAAUAAUCCGACCGUUACUCAAGGGUUUGUUUCUGUCGCAUCGUACACACAUACAUUGAUACUCCAUGAUUUACCUUCCUUUUGCUCUCGGCUUUUGGGAAGUUCGCAUCGUGUGAGGUCGCAGAAGGGAUAUCUGAUCUGUGGAGUUUCUCUUUUAUAUCUCCACUCCUAAUCUUUGAUCCGAGGGAAAGUGGUAGUUAUCUCUGAUAUACCUUAGAUCCCACCCGAGGUUCGCGUCUAGGGAAGCGUAAGAUUACCGCCUAGAACUCGAUCCAUCAUUCCCCAGUCCAAUUUUAGAAGAGGGCUAGUUAACGGCACCUAUUCUGGACAACAUAUCUUAUUCAAGCGGCCGCCGCCAGCCCUUGAAAGCCGCCCCAUCAUUUUAAUUUAUGAUGCGGGUUGCAAAUAGUCCUUGCUAUUAUAACCCCCUAAUGCCAACCCUCUUUUAGCACAACCAUCAAUCUGGUCCCUCAUCCCAGUUCCGCCUGAUCUACGAUGUCUAUUUCCACUGACCUCUAUAAUAACACUACUAUGCGCUAUUGUUCUUUCUUUCUUUCGCUCAAGAAGUUCGAGAAGUUCUCAUUUCGCGAAUCCCCGACCUCAGCCCUAAAAUCAAUUAACGAGCAUUAGUUCUGAUAUAACUCCCUAGGAAUAACUCUCUUGCCCUUCCGGCGUGUUUAACUCCCCCUUCGUCUCUUAAGGCGGGGUGAUUUGAAUUUUUAUUAUUAUUUUUGUUUUACAAAUUGAACUUGCAUGAUUCCCACCGCUCUUCCGCUGCCCCUCUCUGGAACAAUUUCCUCACACUGAAGGCAGCUCGAAGGAGAAAAGUCCUACGCGAUCCAUACCUCUGACACGUUGAUCUUCCAAAAACGAAAAACAAAACAAAAGGCCAGGACUUCUUUCAGGUUUGCAGCGCUUCGCGUUGAAUCUACAGUCCGAGUUACUUGCGCAUCAUCGGAUAGCCUGCUAGGGCUUGACAGCUCUAGCAGCGCCGGUACACAACCGUGACGCUGGCGGAUCCGUAUCGGGAUUAUCAGAUUGAUUACUCGGCACAAGAACAGUCGAAAGCUCAGGAACAACAAAGUCAGCUGGUUUACCAAGCAAAUCAACAGUCUACGCAGACGCUUCAUCAUGCGGCGAGGCCUGAUGUUGCCUUCCUCCCAGGUGGUCAGCAUCAUCAUCAAUCUUUCCAACAACAACAGCCAUCACAUCACCACCACCAGCAGGCAUCGCCGCCGCCGUCGCAGCAACAGCAACAGCAGCAACAGCAGCAACAACAGCAGCAGCAGCAGCAACAGCACGGGCAGCACGGGCAGCCAGGCGCUAUUGCGUUGUCCUCUGCAGGAUCCCAUAACGCCGUGCGCGACAUCCAACCAUCUGUUUUACUCCCCGCGCAGAUGGUAGCACCCCAGCUUCCACCUCACUUUAACACCGGGCCGCUCCACUUACCAUCGUAUGCGAGUAAGCGACACGGAACGAAAAGAGCGCGCAUCGAUGACGGUCCUGGGGAACCAAGCGAUGAUCAUACAGCAGGACUCAGUCUUUCAAUGCUCUCGGAGACAUCGCACGGGGAUGAGCGGCAGUCCACCGAUAUGCUCUUGUCUGCGCAAUCAGAUCCCACAUCACGCCACCAGCCUCCCUCUCAACACGAAUACCAGCCGACUUCCUCCCUGCACCAUCAACACCACCAUCAUCAUCGAUUGCCUUCGCAAGCCACUCUUGUGGGGGCCCAACGCUCCGAUGCAGAAUUGACAUCACCUGGGGGAGUGUCUGGGCCUCCAAGUGUGGUUGGCCAACCAGGGAUGCCAGAUCCCGCACCACGACCACGAGGACCCAAACUAAAAUUUACCCCAGAGGAAGAUGCCUUGCUGGUAGAGCUGAAGGAAAAUAAGAACCUAACGUGGAAGCAAAUUGCUGAUUUCUUCCCUGGUCGGACCAGCGGCACAUUGCAAGUUCGCUAUUGCACCAAAUUGAAAGCCAAGGCAACGGUCUGGACAGAUGAGAUGGUGCAACGGUUGCGUAACGCGAUCCACGAGUACGAAAAUGAUCGCUGGCGUGUGAUCGCGAAUAAGGUUGGAAGUGGGUUCUCUCCUGUAGCCUGUCGAGACAAAGCCGCAGAAUUAUAGACAGGCUGUCGCAGAAAAUCAUUGCAGAAAUCUCUUGCUUUUGGGCCCACUCAAGAGAAGUUUCUAGGAUGCGGUUAGGGCUUUCUUCCCGUGGAUAUGUGCGACUAGGAUGUGUACGUCUGUUCUGUCGGAGUAGUUACAUUGUUCCCUGUUUGUACCCUCGGCCUUAUGGUUACAGCGUUCGCAAAGAAAUCCUAUCUGGUCUUCCAAAUAACUUCGAUUUAUGUUGUCAACCUCCUUCCUCCUACAACCCUUAAACCGAGACGAAAGAAUAUGGAAACGACGAUGGGUUUAAGGCUGAUCCGAUACAUCCUCGAGGGCGUACGAGAACAUUAUCUUGAAAAAGAAAGAAUAAAGAGCAAAAUAUAAAAUUCAAGACUGACAUGUUGGCGGGUGCUGGAGAUCCGAAACAGCAUUAUAGCAGCGACUCCAAGUCACACGGAUCACAAAUUACUUUACGUAGCGUCGCGAAUCGCCCUCUCACCGCGAACAGGCUGUAUCCGUUAUGCUCAGCCUCCGAAAGUCUGUGACUAUCCUACGGCUAGUCUACUUGUCUUAUCUGCCUUGUUUCCUUGUUUCGACUAAUGAUACAUGUUGAAUGAAUGGGAUUGGUUAACGUUUGGCAUUGCGCAACAAUGAUACCCAGGUUUACUUUUCUUAUCCUGUUUUUCUCCGGUGGGUUGGGAUAGAGUUUGUUUACUUCUAUUUCUUUUGUUUUGUUUUGUUUGCGAUUUUCCUCUACUCAUCACACUCGUUGAUAAUUAUUAUUUCCUAACAGUGUCUGUUUUCUUCUCCUGUCGUUUCCAUUUUCUUUAAUAAUAUUUUUCUUUACUUCUAUGUCGGAUUUUUGGGGGGGGGGGGGGGGGGCCUGGUUCUGGGAGGUCACGUUAAACCGCCACGAAGAUAAUCAGUAAUGGGGGGUUCCUUUAUACGAUAUUUUGAUACCCGAUUUCGAAACAUUCCUUAUUACUUUUGGUCGGUCUUCAUGUUUCUGCAGUGUGGAUGUUUUGUGACAACACUGGCAAGCAUAUUUCUGUACUCACAUUUCUUUUGUUCUUCAAGCAUGAAUAUAGAGCAGGAUUGUAUAGGACCUUGGUAUGAGCUGUUUUUAAUGAACGUCCAAGGUCUUUGUUGUGUAUUGCAUUUCGUUGAGAACCCUUUCUCCUCGUGCGCUAUCGUGGCUUGUCCUUUUGUUUGGCACGGACAGGGUGUUGAGUAUCCACAAGGAUACCGGCAGAGUGUCUAUUAGAGAGGACGAGGCUACUCCGAGGCUGACAAUGGGGAAGGUUAACACAGGGCAUAACUGUCAACCCAGAACGGCCUUUUCCCCGGUUGUCCGACCUGUGUGUGUGUCUUUGUGUAGUUUUUAGUCCCCUGUUCACUUCUGUAGCCCCAGUAGUCUACUGUGCUCCCCGGAGUCUCACACCGUUUCUUUAUGCAUAGAGAAAGGCGGAUUUGGCCGUUUGUUGCGACAUCGCAAGGUGAGCCACGUUAGCAAGUCCUGCGACAAAGGUUACACGCAGGCAGGCCAACAGAGAAAGAGAAACCAAGGGUUACCGCUCUAGAGCGGAGGAGAAGGAGGACCUUUAUUCCAAUUUCAUUCUAUAGCAAAUGCCGGUAGGGUAGGCUCAUACACCGACUUCUGGUUCCUUGGAGGGGGGGUUGUUGCUAUCAAUCUCAGGCAUGGAGGUGCUUUACAAGAAUGGAAUGAAGAGCUAACCCUAACUCUACCCAACACGGCAAGAACCAAAUUGACCAAUUAGGGCAG
Blastomyces gilchristii SLH14081 is the source of this 5662-nucleotide messenger RNA. Its product is annotated as MYB DNA-binding domain-containing protein. Bases 3166 to 3894 code for a protein of 242 amino acids. The record is from RefSeq and is a predicted model, not a curated record. The transcript has 3 exons. Lineage: Eukaryota; Fungi; Ascomycota; Eurotiomycetes; Onygenales; Ajellomycetaceae.